Molecule: messenger RNA, 4586 nt
Organism: Sesamum indicum (sesame)
Lineage: Eukaryota; Viridiplantae; Streptophyta; Magnoliopsida; Lamiales; Pedaliaceae
Biological process (GO): nuclear-transcribed mRNA catabolic process, nonsense-mediated decay
Source: RefSeq, a predicted model, not a curated record
CUUCAGUCUUCACCUGCUGUGGCCUCUAAUGGCCGUGAAAUCCUUCACCAAAGCCAAACAUAAACAGUUAACACAGCUGCAGAAACCCGGUCCCGAAUUUCGAUGGAACCCAAUUCCCACUCCAUCCGGGUUCUCGUUCGCCCACCUCCUGCGCCCACCCAUCCCCUCCCUCCUCAACCGCCGCCGCCCGACCCAUCUCCGCCCCCUAGGAACGGCGUCGUCGUCGUGGGAUUCAUAGGGAGGCGCCACCACGACGUGUCCCACCUCAUCAACAAAAUUAUUGACUCCAAGGUUUUCGGCUCCGGCAGUUUGGACACCCCCUUUCGCUUUGAACCCGACAAAAUCAACCCGGAGACGAGGAAAUGGUUCGAGAGCAGGAAAUUAAGCUUUUAUCACGACGAGGAGCAGGGGAUUUUGUACUUGCAGUUUUCCUCUGUCUGUUGCCCAGUGACUGAGGAGGGUUCAGAGACCCGGUUUGAGUCAGUUAUGGAGGAGCAGGAGUUCGGGGAUCUUCAGGGGUUGCUCUUUAUGUUCUCUGUCUGUCACAUAAUAAUACUUAUUCAAGAGGGGUCACGAUUCGAUACUCAAAUGUUGAAAAAGUUCCGGGUCCUCCAGGCUGCUAAACAUACAAUGGCUCCAUUUAUAAGAUCACAAAAUAUGUCAUAUGCAACAUCUAGGACUCGUUCUUCAGCCCAUUCACGAAUAUCUCCUACCGGAGCAUCACCUAAAAAUCCUUCUCCUGGUAAAAGCCGAGGGAUUCUAAAUCGUAAUGCUUCAUCAAUUACAGUAAUGUCAGGUUUAGGUUCUUAUACCUCUUUACUACCUGGUCAAUGUACCCCAGUUAUACUCUUUGUUUUUCUUGACGAUUUCAGUGAGAUUCACCCCAGUGGAAAUAUGGAGGAGACUUCGGAGACCACAUCGCUUAAUUUGUCUCCAAAUUUGAACAGUUCGGGCAGACCAGGCUUGCCCACAAAAGGAUCUAGCUCCGUUGUUGUGCUUGCACGACCUGUGAACAAAUCUGAGGGUGGAUUAAGGAAGAAACUACAAUCUUCCCUUGAGGCACAAAUUCGUUUUUCAAUAAAAAAAUGUAGAACGCUUUCAGGUUUUGAAGGCGGCCAUGCUGGGUCAAGGAGUGGUGCUAUUGCAAGUUCAACCCCUCUAUUUUCACUUGAUGCAUCAAAGGCUGUUUCACUUGUAGAUGCUGGUUUAAGUCAGAGUGGUGAAUCUCUUGAGUUCGCAAUCGGCCUUGUCGAAGAAGUAUUGGAUGGGAAAGCGACACCAGAUUCUCUUUUGCUUGAAAGCCACCAACAAAAUGCAAACAAAGAGGACAUUCUCUCUGUGAAGGAUUUUAUCUACAGGCAGUCUGAUCUUCUAAGAGGAAGAGGCGGUUUAGCUGCUAACAGCAACAGUGGCUCUGCUGCCUCUGCCUCAGCUACUGCUUCUGGAAAGACAGUAACUGCUCCAGAGCUCCCAACUUUGGGGAUCUGGUCAUCUUCCUCUCAAUUAAUUCUUCAUGGAAUCCUGUCAGCAAAACGUGCUUGCACAUAUGAAACCAAAAUCAACAGGAUGCGUGAGCAGGAUACUGCUUCACCAACUGGAGAAAAUACAGCAACUCCUUCAGAUCCAUUCGAAUCUGCAGUAUCUCUUCUGGAGAAUGGUAUUGGAUUGAACACUAGAUUUUCAACCUUGUGGUGCCAAAAAGCCUUUCCAGUUGCCAAGGCAGUUUAUUUAGAUGAUCUGCCUCCUUGUUAUCCAAGUUCACAGCAUGAGGACCAUCUAAAGAAGGCCUUGCGUGCCCUUACCUCAAUGGUGAAGGGACCUGCCGUGCAAGUUUAUAUGAAAAAAUUGAAGGAUGAAUGCACAUCUAUCUGGAGUUCUGGAAGGCAACUAUGUGAUGCAGUUAGUCUAACUGGGAAACCUUGCAUGCAUCAAAAGCAUGACACGCAAUCUCUUUCGGCAGAGGACAUAAAACCUCAUUCAAGUGGAUAUGUAUACCUCCAUGCUUGUGCCUGUGGUCGUUCUAGGCGACUCCGACCAGAUCCCUUUGAUUAUGAAACAGCAAAUGGUGCAUGCAAUAGUUUUGCUGAUUGCGAUAAGCUUCUUCCUGCGGUCCAGAUGCCAGAAGCAAGCAUUAAGGGACCCAUUCAACCUUCAUCCUGGAAUUUGAUUCGUAUUGGGGGUGCAAAGUACUAUGACCCUUCAAAAGGUUUACUCCAGAGCGGCUUUUAUGCAACUCAGAAGUUUCUUCAAAGAUGGACUAUAUUUGUUGAGAAGCUAAAGGAAGCAACUCAUUCCCUGCUAAAUAACUCCCAGCAAGGUGUCUCAGACAGAACCGUUAGAGUUGAAACUGUUAUAGAUGCACAUUUUCAGACAUCUGAUGCUGCUCCGUUGGGCACUGGCGGAGCGCAGAAUGGAGUGGGGAUGCAGAUAAGGCUCCCUUCAGAUAUCACUGGAAACACUAGUAAAAAUAUAAGUGUUGGUAGAGGAUUCUCUAACUUUACAAUGAGAAAACCAUUUUCUGAAGUUGUUGCUGGACCAGCUGCUGCCAACUCCGGAUUUCCUCCACUUUUGUCUAGAAAACAACCUUUACCAGAUGUUGAGAAAGGUGUAAAGCAACAUCAUGAACCACAACAGGCUGCAGACAAACUUAGUGAAAUUGUCUACAAUCAAGAAUCUAAAAGGGUUGCGAAUAUUGCUUCAAUUGACAAUGCACCGAAUGAUAAUGGCAUUGCUAGCAAUACCUAUAAGUAUGGCAAUCUCUUUCCACAUUUUGGCAGCAACAUAGUUCCUUUAAAUACGAACAGUACGGAACAGAUCAAAGCUGCCAGUGUCAAGCGUAUGACUAUAUAUUUGGGGUUUGAACAUGAGUGCCCUCGUGGCCACAGGUUUAUAUUAACUCCAGAUCAUCUUAAUGACCUUGGUUCGUCAUACCUAGUGCCCGAAGAGAAUGUUGUCCCUUUGUUGGUGGAAAAUUUGGACAAAAAGCAGGAUGCUGCUAAAUUCGGUAAAAUUGGUGGCCAUGGUAGAACCCGACGAGGGUCAAAUGGAAUAAUUAUGGCUGGUGGUAGUAGCAAGUCUAAAAACACAGAGAAGUCAAAAGAGAAAGUGGCCAAUGGAAACAUGUCUAAUAAAUCUAUGCAAUCAACCAGGCAAGGCAAGGAUCAAAAUGAGAGAAUAAAAGUUACUGAUGUUGUGAAAGAUCUUGAUGCCGACCUUAGACCCACUGUUGAUGAUGGUGGUGGUGGUGCCUCCUCCUUAUUGAAUAGAAGUCUGCCAAUAUAUAUGAACUGUCCGCACUGUAGGAACUCCACAACAAAGAACGAUACAACAAAUAUUAAAUUUGCAAGCACUAUUUCACAGCUGCAGAGGAUCUUUGUGGUAACACCUGCAUUCCCUAUCCUGUUAGCUGCAGAUCCAAUCAUACAAUUUGAGUUGUCAUGUCUACCUCCCUCUGUUCCUGAUCGUGAACAAAAACUACGAUUCAGCUUGGGUUGUCCAGUGAUUCUGCCACCAGAGAGUUUUCUCUCUCUAAGGCUCCCUUUUGUUUAUGGCGUAGAAUUGGACGAUGGAAGUCUACAUUCUCUUAGACCUUUUGAGAAUCAACCACAACUCACUGCCUAUAUUAUGAAAGGAACAGCUUUGCAGGUUGUGUCGAGUAGAGGGAAUCUUGAUCCAGCAUUAGUCACAUAGCAAGUCAAAGAACUUCUGCUGCUACAUAUAUCACUCCUCUUGGGUUUCUGGGUGCUUAGGAAGUGGAGAGUUCCCCCUGUGCAUCAGGUCUCUUCAUCAAGCAAUUUGACCAAUUCCUCAGAUUUCUAGCCUACAAUUGAGGAGGGUCCUCUUAUGACCGAUUAUAUGUCCGCGAAAGUUGAAGUUGAUUAAUAGAAAGGGAAAAAAAAAGAAAAGAAGAGGGAAAUAUUGUUUUGAUGUGAAAAUCAUGAAGCACAAAGUAACAAUGUUAAGAAGAGAUUAGCAUCGUCUCAAAGGCUUGUUAAUGUGAUGUGCAGACAAGCGAGUUCAUGCUGUUUCCUGAGGCAGGCUUUUGGCAUCUGAUGUCACAAUGAGUGGCCUGUGGAGAAACCGUCUUCCAUCUACUUGGCCAUUAUUGCUGGAACUCUCGCCUCAUAUGCUGAUGAACGGGACUUGUGCAAUGCAAAGAACAUAAAAAAGGACUCUUUGAGAUCGACAAUGAAUUGAACUAUGGGCACUGUUAUGGCUCCACAUGAUUCGAUUACAAUGUUUCCUGGUAAAUUCUCUCUAUAUCAUUGCAGCAUCCGUCCAUGCAGAGCGACUUUUAUAAGUUGGAACAUUAGCUUUUGGGGAUGGGGAAGUUGUUGGCGUGAAGGAUGUCUGUGGUUUCAUGAAUUAUCUACCUUUUGUUGUCCUUGCUCAAAUUCAAGGAGUAUUGGUCAUGAGAUUGAAAUAAUACCUUUUGAUUUGGCACUCCAAAUUCAGUUUUUUUUUAUUUUAUUGAUAAGAAUUUAGCAAUUUGUUAGAAGGACUGCCCCCUUUCCGUUUGUCUUCAUCUUGAGAAUAGAUAAAAUUAUGAUGAUAUAUAUAAACAGGCCAAGGAAGUUGAUCGUAUA